AUGGGGCAACUUCCAUCACAGGACAUCAUGGCAUUGCUUGAAUUCAAGAAAGGCAUCAAACAUGACCCUACAGGGUUUGUCCUUAAUUCAUGGAACGAUGAGUCUAUUGACUUCAAUGGUUGUCCUUCUUCAUGGAAUGGUAUUGUCUGCAAUGGCGGUAAUGUGGCUGGUGUUGUUUUGGAUAAUUUGGGUUUGACUGCUGAUGCUGAUUUCAGUCUGUUCUCCAACUUGACAAAGCUUGUCAAGCUAUCUAUGUCAAACAAUUCCCUUUCUGGUGUGUUGCCAAAUGAUUUAGGCAGUUUCAAAAGCCUCCAGUUCCUGGAUUUAUCAGAUAAUCUGUUCUCUUCUUCAUUGCCUAAAGAGAUUGGUAGAUCAGUAAGCUUGAGGAAUCUUUCUUUAUCUGGUAACAACUUUUCUGGUGAGAUUCCAGAGUCUAUGGGUGGUUUGAUUUCACUUCAGUCGUUGGAUAUGAGUAGCAACUCCUUAUCUGGACCUUUGCCAAAGUCCUUGACAAGGCUGAACGAUCUGCUGUACUUGAAUCUGUCUUCUAAUGGAUUCACGGGGAAAAUGCCAAGGGGCUUUGAGUUGAUUUCAAGUCUUGAAGUGCUUGAUUUGCAUGGUAAUUCAAUUGAUGGUAAUCUUGAUGGGGAGUUUUUCCUUUUAACGAAUGCGAGCUAUGUCGAUAUCAGUGGAAACAGAUUGGUGACGACGUCUGGGAAACUGUUACCUGGUGUUUCUGAGAGUAUCAAGCACUUGAAUCUCAGCCAUAAUCAGCUUGAAGGUUCAUUGACUAGUGGGUUUCAGUUGUUUCAGAACUUAAAAGUCUUGGAUCUUAGCUACAACAUGUUAUCUGGAGAAUUACCAGGUUUCAAUUAUGUCUAUGAUCUUGAAGUUCUCAAGCUUAGCAACAACAGAUUCUCAGGUUCCCUUCCCAAUAAUUUGUUAAAAGGUGACUCUUUGCUUUUAACAACGCUGGAUUUAAGUGGCAACAAUCUCUCAGGGCCAGUAAGUUCUAUCAUGUCAACUACUCUUCACACCCUUGAUCUUUCUUCAAAUUCACUGACCGGGGAGCUUCCUCUCUUGACUGGGGGAUGUGUUUUACUCGAUCUCUCAAACAACCAGUUUGAAGGAAAUCUGACAAGAUGGUCAAAAUGGGAGAAUAUAGAGUACCUUGAUCUAAGCCAGAACCAUUUCACUGGGUCGUUCCCAGACGCAACUCCCCAGCUUCUGCGAGCAAAUCAUCUUAAUCUUUCCUACAAUAAGCUCACAGGCUCACUUCCAGAACGGAUUCCAACUCACUAUCCGAAGCUUCGGGUACUUGAUAUAAGUUCUAACAGCUUAGAAGGGCCAAUUCCAGGUGCGUUACUAUCCAUGCCCACUUUGGAGGAAAUCCACCUUCAAAACAAUGGCAUGACAGGUAACAUCGGACCCCUGCCUUCUUCUGGUUCCAGAAUCCGUCUUCUUGAUCUUUCUCACAACCGGUUUGACGGGGAUCUUCCUGGUGUAUUCGGGUCUUUAACCAAUCUUCAAGUGCUGAAUCUCGCAGCAAAUAAUUUGUCUGGCUCUUUGCCUAGCUCCAUGAAUGACAUUGUCUCUCUAAGCUCAUUAGACGUAUCCCAGAAUCAUUUCACUGGACCACUCCCAAGCAACUUAUCUAGCAACAUUAUGGCCUUCAACGUGUCAUAUAAUGAUCUAUCAGGGACUGUGCCAGAGAAUCUGAAGAACUUCCCUCCGCCUUCCUUUUAUCCUGGAAACAGCAAGCUCGUCUUGCCUGCUGGGUCCCCUGGAUCAAGUGCAUCAGAAGCUUCCAAGAAUAAAUCCACGAACAAACUUGUUAAGGUUGUCAUAAUAGUUUCUUGCGCUGUUGCUCUAAUUAUUCUCAUCCUUGUGGCUAUCCUCCUUUUCUGCAUCUGCAAAUCAAGAAGGCGCGAAGAACGUAGUAUUACUGGUAAAGAAACUAAUAGGCGGGCUCAAACUAUCCCCUCAGGCAGCGGAGGUGGUAUGGUUGUCUCUGCUGAGGAUCUGGUUGCUUCAAGAAAAGGCUCAUCAUCCGAAAUCCUCAGUCCAGAUGAAAAACUAGCUGUUGCAACCGGCUUCUCUCCUUCUAAGACCAGCAAUUUGUCUUGGUCACCUGGCUCAGGAGAUUCAUUCCCAGCUGAUCAGCAACUAGCACGGCUUGAUGUGAGGUCACCAGAUAGACUUGUGGGAGAGCUGCAUUUUCUGGAUGAUUCAAUUAAGUUGACUCCAGAGGAAUUAUCAAGGGCACCAGCUGAAGUUCUGGGAAGAAGUAGCCACGGCACUUCUUACAGGGCAACGCUGGAUAAUGGAGUGUUUCUAACAGUGAAAUGGCUAAGAGAAGGAGUGGCAAAGCAGAGAAAGGAGUUUGCUAAAGAGGUGAAGAAAUUUUCUAACAUUAGACAUCCUAAUGUUGUGACUCUCCGAGGGUACUAUUGGGGUCCAACGCAACACGAGAAGCUUAUUCUUUCAGAUUAUAUAUCGCCUGGAAGCCUUGCCAGCUUCCUUUACGAUCGACCGGGCAGGAAAGGCCCUCCCUUAGCCUGGACCCAACGGUUGAAAAUCGCAGUUGAUGUGGCACGUGGUCUAAACUACCUCCAUUUCGACAGAGCUGUUCCACACGGUAACCUCAAGGCAACAAACAUUCUCUUAGAUGGAGCAGAGCUAAACGCGCGUGUGGCAGAUUACUGCCUCCACCGUCUCAUGACACAAGCAGGCACAGUCGAACAGAUUCUAGACGCAGGAAUCCUCGGUUACCGAGCUCCCGAGCUAGCAGCUUCAAGAAAACCAUUACCUUCUUUCAAAUCAGAUGUAUAUGCGUUUGGUGUGAUACUUCUUGAGAUCCUAACCGGAAGAUGUGCAGGAGAUGUAAUCACAGGUGAGCAAGAAGGUGUUGAUCUAACCGAUUGGGUUAGGUUACGUGUUGCAGAAGGGCGUGGUGCAGAAUGCUUUGAUUCGGUAUUGACUCAGGAGAUGGGAAGUGAUCCGGUAACAGAAAAAGGCAUGAAAGAAGUUCUUGGGAUUGCUUUGAGGUGUAUAAGAUCAGUUUCUGAGAGACCUGGUAUUAAGACCAUUUACGAAGAUCUUUCUUCUAUUUAGGAACAAUGUUUUUUUUUUUUUUUAUGUUUUGUAGGUUCCAAUAGAGUUUGGUUCCUCUGAAUGUGUUCUCCUUUGUCAAGUUCAUGUUCUGUUUCGGGAGAAACAUGUUCUUGAUUCAAGGUACUAGUGUGUUGUGUCUUCUGUUAGUUUACUUUACAUUUUCCCUGUAAAAAAACGAAAUCUGCUCAUGUCUCAUGAGUGAAUGAAAUUUCAUUUUUUCCCAUUUAUAUUCUCUCUUCUUG
Arabidopsis thaliana (thale cress) is the source of this 3356-nucleotide messenger RNA. RefSeq names its product Leucine-rich receptor-like protein kinase family protein (gene GHR1). Gene Ontology annotation, cellular component: plasma membrane. Bases 1 to 3114 code for a protein of 1037 amino acids. Lineage: Eukaryota; Viridiplantae; Streptophyta; Magnoliopsida; Brassicales; Brassicaceae. The transcript has 3 exons. The record is from RefSeq and is marked reviewed. Gene Ontology annotation, molecular function: ATP binding; protein kinase activity; protein serine kinase activity. Gene Ontology annotation, biological process: signal transduction; cellular response to oxygen-containing compound.